AAAUGACUGUACACCGUGGCGGCGUAAGACUAUAGUAUGUUGUUUUGGUUACGUUCUCGUAUACACGUGUUUUUGUAUACAUUUCAUUUUCGCCUUUUAACAAAAUCCCUGCAUAAUUGACAAACAAUGAGUUAUACAGAGGAAAAUGGCGAAAGUAAAAUUUUGGUGCGAUUAGCCAAUAAUCGAAUUGAUCAUACGUUGCCUGUACAGCAAGAUCCUCGCACAGCAUUUUAUACUCCUGGAGAGGAGAUAUCAACUCAGCCAGAUUUUUUGAGAGGUCAUGGAACCUAUAUGGAUACACAGCAAGUUUUACGAGCAUCAGUUGCUGGCAACCUUGAACGAGUGAACAAAUUGAUAUCUGUUAGACCUUAUAAAACACGCUAUCAAGGAGAAAUUGGAGAUGUUGUUAUUGGUCGUAUAACAGAAGUUCAACAAAAAAGAUGGAAAGUUGAUACCAAUGCAAAACUUGACUCAGCUUUAUUACUUUCUAGUGUUAAUUUACCUGGAGGAGAAUUGAGGAGAAGAUCUGCUGAAGAUGAGCAAGCUAUGAGGCGCUAUUUGCAAGAAGGUGAUGUUGUGUGCGCAGAGGUCCAGAGUAUAUUUGCAGAUGGCUCUUUGUCAUUGCAUACAAGAGUAUUAAAAUAUGGAAAAUUAUCACAAGGUAUCAUGAUGAAGUUAUCACCGUCUAUGAUCAAAAGACAAAAACAACACUUUCACAAUCUAGCUAAUGGGGCAGUGUUGAUAUUGGGCAAUAAUGGUAAUGUAUGGAUUGGAGCUAGUCAGUCAGGUCAAGAUUCUUCGCAAGGAGGGUUUACUCAGGAUUAUUCAAGAAUUGACCAAGAAAACCGUGAAGUUUGUGCAAGAUUGCAAAAUUGUAUACGUUGCCUUGUUAAAAGCAACAUACUUUUAUCAGAUACAUCGGUUACUUAUGCUUAUGAAGAGUCAAUGAAGUAUGAAAUAAAAGAACUCAUACAAGAUGAAGUUCAAUUUAAUGUUGCUUUGCUGACACAUCAGCGGCUGGUUGCAUAAAAAUUUAUGAAUAAUUUUUAUCAGUCAAAUAAAGUUAAGCAAUCUGUCACAGUUAA
Molecule: messenger RNA, 1085 nt
Organism: Trichogramma pretiosum
Lineage: Eukaryota; Metazoa; Arthropoda; Insecta; Hymenoptera; Trichogrammatidae
Product: exosome complex component RRP4
Exons: 3
Coding region: 127-1029 (300 amino acids)
Biological process (GO): U4 snRNA 3'-end processing; CUT catabolic process; exonucleolytic trimming to generate mature 3'-end of 5.8S rRNA from tricistronic rRNA transcript (SSU-rRNA, 5.8S rRNA, LSU-rRNA)
Cellular component (GO): nuclear exosome (RNase complex); cytoplasmic exosome (RNase complex)
Molecular function (GO): RNA binding
Source: RefSeq, a predicted model, not a curated record